GAUGCGGCGUCUAUAUACAGUAUGUCUAUGGCAAAGUAAGUCAAUCUAGCUAAGCUAGCCAGUGGAAUGAAAGCAAACCCGUGAAACCUCCUGCCUGCCUUCACGUCGUUCCAACAAAUGCUAGUAUAGUCUCUCCAUACAAAAGAAGUGAGUCGUUCGGGUAGUUCCUUUUGGAGUGAAGACAUCAUGGCUCAACUGGUCGAAUGUGUCCCAAACUUCUCAGAGGGGCGGAAUCAAGAGGUGAUCGAUGCCAUUUCGGCGGCCAUCAGCAGCACACCUGGCUGCAGCCUCCUGGAUGUGGACCCCGGAGCUUCCACCAACCGCACCGUUUACACUUUUGUGGGUGCGCCUGAAGCUGCGGUGGAAGGCGCUCUGAACGCCGCCCGUCAGGCCUUCAGCCUCAUUGAUAUGAGCAAACACUCGGGGGAGCACCCUCGUAUGGGAGCACUGGACGUCUGUCCUUUCAUCCCUGUCCAGAAUGUCACCAUGGAGGACUGUGUCCGCUGCGCUAAUGUCUUUGGACAGAAGUUGGCGUCCUUGCUGCACGUGCCUGUGUUCCUUUACGGCGAAGCAGCACGCAGCGAGUCCAGGAGAAGUCUUCCGUCCGUGAGAGCUGGCGAAUACGAAGCUCUAGCAGACAAGCUUCAACAAAAGGAGUGGGCUCCGGACUUUGGGCCCGGCAGCUUUGUGGCGUCUUGGGGCGCCACGGUGACGGGCGCCCGAAACUUCCUCAUCGCCUACAAUGUCAACAUUAUUGGCACCAAGGAGCAGGCGCAUCGCAUCGCGCUGAACAUCAGGGAGCAAGGACGGGGCAAAGACCAGCCAGGGUUGCUGAAGAAGGUGCAGGCAAUAGGUUGGUACCUGGAAGAAGAUAACAUGGCUCAGGUGUCCACCAACAUCCUAGACUACCAACAUACGCCCCUCCACUGCGUCUACCAAGCCAUCUGCAAGGACGCCCAGGAUCUCAAGCUGCCGGUUGUGGGCUCUCAGAUCGUUGGUUUGAUUCCUCUCCAAGCUCUUCUGGACGCUGCGGACUUCUACAUCCAAACACAGCAACUUUUCAUCCUGGAGGAGGAGCACAAAGUGCGGCUGGUGAUCAACAAGCUGGGUCUGGACUCUCUAGGACCUUUCAAAGCAAAGGAACGAAUCAUUGAGUACAUGGUGAGGUCACAGAACGACGGCCGCCUGGCGUCGCUUCCCCUGCAGCAGUUUGUUCGAAGCGUUGGUGCUCGGACAGCGGCCCCUGGCGGAGGAUCAGCGUCGGCCGCCAUCGCCGCGCUGGGAGCGGCGCUGGGCGCCAUGGUGGGCCAGAUGACGUACGGCAAGAGGCAGUUUGAGAGCGUGGACGCCGUGAUGAGAAGGUUGAUUCCUCCGUUCCAUCAGGCCAUGAAUGAGCUGCUGGACAUGGUGGACAGCGACUCUUCUGCCUUCAGCGCUUACAUGGCAGCGCUGAAGAUGCCCAAAAACUCUGAGGAGGAAGUCCAAAGGCGAGAGGCGGCGAUGCAGGAUGGCCUGAAGCGAGCAGUGAGUGUCCCGUUGGCCCUGGCCCAGAGAAUCAGUGUCCUCUGGCCGCCCCUCAAAGAACUUGUCCUUCAUGGAAACAUCGCCUGCAAAUCAGAUGCUCAGGUUGCGGUCAAAGCGUUGGAGACGGCGGUUUUUGGGGCAUACUAUAACGUCAUCAUCAACCUUAAGGACAUCACAGACCACACUUUCAAGGUGGAGACUCGCUCCAAAGUGGAAGCGCUGUUACAGGAAGCCAAAAGCUGUGCCGCCGCCAUCCUCCACGCCGCAGAUGGGCGGACCUGAGCGUUGAAAAUUCCCACAAAGUACCAGUGCCUUCUUGGAGCGUGCUACAUGCUAAACCAUACCAGCAUCAACACUUGUAAUACUUAAACUGAAAUAUUAAAAAAAUACACUUUUCAA
Messenger RNA from Doryrhamphus excisus (bluestripe pipefish), 1923 nucleotides. RefSeq names its product formimidoyltransferase cyclodeaminase (gene ftcd). Lineage: Eukaryota; Metazoa; Chordata; Actinopteri; Syngnathiformes; Syngnathidae. The record is from RefSeq and is a predicted model, not a curated record. Gene Ontology annotation, molecular function: folic acid binding; transferase activity.